Phycodurus eques (leafy seadragon) is the source of this 11106-nucleotide messenger RNA. RefSeq names its product mitochondrial adenyl nucleotide antiporter SLC25A24-like. Lineage: Eukaryota; Metazoa; Chordata; Actinopteri; Syngnathiformes; Syngnathidae. The transcript has 12 exons. The record is from RefSeq and is a predicted model, not a curated record. Bases 8977 to 10404 code for a protein of 475 amino acids. Gene Ontology annotation, biological process: transmembrane transport. Gene Ontology annotation, molecular function: calcium ion binding; ATP transmembrane transporter activity. Gene Ontology annotation, cellular component: mitochondrial inner membrane.
GCAGCGCACUCGUGGUGCAGUGUGAGCCGCGGUACAUACGUCAACGUGGAUUGCUGCUGGAGUUCCUAUUUUGGCUUGUAUGUUUGUUGGAUGCUUUGAAAUUAGAUUUUAAUACAACUGUGUUCGCUAUUCCAGGAUGACUGAUGCCUGCUCAGUUGCCGAAACCCUGUACACUGUGGCCUUCUACUACACUUGUUGGGCCCUAGAGGGCUUUCCUGGUGUCCAGAUGCUGUAGCAGGAUGCUAGCUGACUUCCCAGUUCGAAGUACACACCCUCCAUACUGGAGUCCAAGAUACUGUGACUGAAAUCCUGGCCCUGCAGGAGCUUGUCAAUGAUGUCAUCUGCAUUGACCCUGGUGGCGUUUACCCUCGUCAGCUGAUUCUCCAUUGAGUUCUGCUUGACUGGAUGCCUAAUUCACAGACAAGAAGAAGGUGGGCUAUUGUGGAAAUGGGGAAACAACAUACAAUACUUAUUCGACUAUAAAACAGUGACAGAAAUUCCAGAUGGUUCAUCUGUGUGAGCAUUGCUGCUUGUUGAUUCAGGUGAAUAUGUGUGUUACCUUGAAGCAUUGGCAGUUGUGGAGUUCUGUUCCGUAGUAUGAUGGCAGCCCGCGGGCUUUGGAGGAGAGGACCGGCUCUCCUUAUCUGCUCUCUCUGCCUGCUGCUCACUGGGCUCUGGGAUGCUGUCGAUGCCUAUUGAGGCAGAACCUCCUGACGCGUUCCUCCGAUGGCUCAGGUCUGGUGAACUCGAAUGAUUUGAGCUGUACCCUGUAAAGUGAGAUUAAAUUGGUUAGAUGGGAGGGAUUAUUAUAUUGUCCCUGGGGAGGAUUUUUGCAUGCAUGUACCUGAGACUUUAGACUGUUGACUGGUGUAGCUGGAUGUUCUGGUGUGACCACCGGUAAGCCUUUCCUCAGGGACUGGAGUUCCUGAAUUUAGCAAAAUCAGCAUUUUAGGUAUACGUGAACAAUCUAACCCAACAGGUGUGCUGUAUCACAAACUCUUUACCAAUCUAAUUUUAUUCUGAAUUAUUUAUUAUGAUGGUUGUAGUUUGCAGUGGUAAAGGACUGAACCGCGAUACAAGAAGAAGUGUUCCUAAACAAUUUCAAAAUACAUAAACAUAUUGUUAAAGUAAUAAGUACAUCUGACAUACUGUACUGUAAAUUUACAGUCCUUGUGUUGGAUCUUGUCAGAUGAGUGAUGUUUUUUUUAACUGCAUUCAUUCAGCUCCUCUAUACUAGUCUUUAAUAUUUCAUGAUUAUUAGUUGCAACUAUAGUAUCCUGUUGCAAUGUACCAUCCUGUCGUAAAUGUCAGUUGUAGUUUUGCACUUGAAGAAGUCCCUUUUUAAAAAAAAAAAAAAAAAAAAAAAAAAAUUGUUUUCUUUUUCCUCUGCCAUGGCUAUAGCGGCUUUUGCUGCCACGAGUGGUAAUGACAGGAUGCUGAAGCUAUCUGUAUGCUGCUAUGAUCGACGUCAACAGUCUUUUAAAUUUACUCUACUGUAGUUAAUAAUAGAUAAUUUAUGGCUUAUUAGAGGCUGUUUGUGUGCAUCACUACCUGUUGCUGAAUGGCAUGUGUGCAUAUCUCCCCCCUUUCGCUCUUCAAGGAGACACUCAGACUCAGCUUGUGGUAUACCCAAUGUCAUGGCUGUAGAUGAGGGGCUGCAGGGAGAGAGAAAUAUUAUUUUUAAGAGAAGAUUGGUGGCUUAGGGAUGAUAAUGAUCAAAUAAAUUCGGCUUUCCAUACAUUGAAACGCUACAAAUAUGAUGCUUCCUAACCAGUGAAUACAGCAAAAGCUCCAGAUUUUAACAAAUGUUGUUCUGUGACAGUUGUUGACUUCCAAGUUCUAAUUUCAAAACAAUAUAAAUUAGGUCCAACAGCCGGCAUUAUAAAACCUUUAUUAACUCUACGGGCAAUGUUUGAAGUAACAUUUUAAGUAUUAGGAACAGACAAACAUUUAUUAUUACAUGCCGAGGUUAGACAGUAGGUAUAUUCAAAAUAAAUACAUCACAACUCUCCCUUCAGCUGAAUGCACAAAUACACAUUACAAGUGCAUGAUUCAUGAGUCGAUCCGAAUUGUCAUAACUUCAGCAGCACGCGCCUCAGCAGACAUUAAUAAACGGGCCACACCUUUUACUUUUUACUGUGUUGCUAUGUAUGUUAAACACGUGAAUGACAAGGGUGGGGAAGCACAGUCAAGAAUGCAUCAUAUUUCCAUUCAUUGCACUGUGGUAUAAAUCUUCCACAUGCUGUGAGUAACACUAAGUGGGAUGAGUGACUGGGCUGCAACUUGGUUUACACUUAAGGCAGACAGUUCCUUGGAAGCAUCCUAUAUACAGUAUUAUUACCAGAGGUGGUCAGAGUAGCCAAAAAUAAAAAACAUGUAAUCAAGUAAUCUAUCUUUGUUUACACGUGUGAAACAUCAAAAUAGACCCACCAGGCAGAGAUUGAAUGUGAGGCCAGGGGUGUUGUGCCUCUUGUGACUGCGAGUCUCACGCUGUUGUUUCCUGGUUUGCGUCAAUUGGUCACUUUGAAAUGUUUACUUCUGUGUGGGGUCACAGUGACUGCCUGGCUCCGUUAGAUUGAUGAAAUGGAUUCAGAUGUCGGUAAUGGUUACGUUGUAUUGGUGAAACGAGUCUUGUGACAGUGCCCGAGGCACAAUUGUCUCUUCGAAACAAUAAUCCAUCCAUUUAUUUUCUGUACCUCUUAUCCUCAUAAGGGUCAUAUGUUGCAAUAAAACUACUCGUAUUAGUACUGUACAAUUUAUCCAAAAGGUUACUCAAAUAAAAGUAACAGAGUAAAUGUAGGGCAUUACUACCCACCUCUUCUUAUAACACAAAGUUGAAAGUGAAAACUGUGAGCAGGGAAGUUUUCACAUGUCACAAGCUUUGCCAGGAGUGAGCUGUUAUAUCACAUCCUUUGCUAUCAACUGUCUGGCAUUCAAACAGGGCUUGACUGCCCUGGUGUCGAUCUUAUCACUUAUCAGCUGUUGCAAAAGAGCAUGAAUGACCCGGCAGGACGUUAUCAGGUCUCCGAUAAAAGCUGAGGAUCAAAAUUGUUACUUUCAUCUCAGCGGGUAAUUUUAACAUCAGAAAAGAGCAAUUGCGUCAAUGUACUGACAGGCAGGAUGUAGUUACAGUUUUUAGAACAUACAGUCGGACGCCCUAAAGGCUGGAGAAUUUGAAAGCAGACAAAAUGUUUUGAGACUUCAUCCUGGCUGCUAAGUGCAAAAUGACAAAAGUCAUGAGAAGAAUGACAUGUUCAUCACAAAGUCUGCUAUGUUUAAGGUUAAUGUGAAGACACUCGGCUCCACAAAACACACAGUGAUCCGAAUGAAGUUAUAAUACUUUUUUACAAUUGUAUGCCUUAGGACAUAUGUGAAAUAGUGUAAGAAUCAAGUCCAGCCACCCUCUCCACUUAAAAGCCUGCCUCAAAGGGUGGGUUUGAGCUGUGCGAUAUAACAAAAUAUAUCGUAGAUACAAUAUAAAAUGCUUAUCGUAUGAUAUAAUCAUCUACUGUUUGCUGCUACGGAGUGAAUCUUCUAAUUCCUUUCCCUCCACUUAGUAAUACUUUUGAUGGAUAAAUGGUAGGCAUACUUGAAGCACUGUGUGUAUUGUAUUUAUUUUAAGUCUUUGCACCUUACUGCAUUCAUUGAAAAGUGGUUGUACUACUAAAUAUUUUUAAAGGUAUUUAUUUGGCCAAUGGAUAUUUGUUUUAUUUUUAUCUUUUAUUCAUUUAAUUGUAUGGUCUAUAUAAAAUAUGUAUUUUACAAAUAAAUGGAGAAAAGACCACAGAAAAUGGCCAUUAAUUUAAUGUCAGGAAAACUAUUAUAUUGUUAUCGGGAUAAAAAAUUACCUAUAUUGGUAUAUAAAAUUGAAUAGUUUUAUUUUUGUUUUAUUUUGUCUCAUUACACAGUGAUCGACUAUGACAAUUUAUGUUAAACCAUUGCCUUUACAGUUAAAGGUCUUAUGGUGGUGACACUUUAACUCGAAUGGGUACACGGAGCAGAUUAUUGUUGCUUGCUAUGGAAAAGAUUGUUUAAAAAUAAAUCAGAUGUUGAUCAGCACUCCAUGACAGUGACAAAAAUGAGCAAUUCAUGAAUUAUAACUGAAUAGAUUUUUAAAUUAAAGUCAAAGAGGAUGUCCUUACGUUUUAAAACAGGGGUCUCCAGACAUGAGUUGUGUUGUGAUGACAACCUGCAAAACAAGGUGACUGUCAGUUGUGGGAUGACAAACAACUGAUCCUGUCAGAAGAAAGUAGGCUAAUGGAACACUUUUUCUUUGCAGUUUUUUUUAUUUUUAUUUUUUUAGAAUUCUGCAGCCCAUUGCUGAACUGGAUUAUGUUUGAGUAGUUUAUAGGCUGAACUGUCUGCACAGUUUUCCAUUUUUUUGUAUGUCCAAUACAUAACUAAUACUAUAUUAUAUAUAAACUAUAAUGUGUACUUGUCCAGUAGAAAUCAAUAACAAGCACUUAAAGACAACAGAAUUCAUUCAUCCAAUUUGGACUGUAAACAAACAAACACUACCAUCAAGGGCUGAACAACUAAAGAUUAUUUAGUAGUCGACAAUAAUGUUGAUAAAAUCAAGUAUUUUUUUUAGCACAGUACAGCGGUCCCCAAACUUUUUUGCACCAUGGACCGGUUUCAUGUAAAGACAUUUCUACAGCGACACAAGUGUCAUGAUGUUGGUUUGUGUGUGUUGUGAAUACUGAAUGAAUACAGUCCUCUUUAUUCAUUCCUCACAUGGUUGUUGCCCACGCAUUAUUGAACAUAACAGUAUGGCGACGAAGAUGCCGCUUCAAUUAGCGUCACUGCCCUCGUUCCUCGCUGCCAGUCCCGUUGGUAUGAAUAUUUUCCAUCAGAAUAGCUGAACCUAGCGAGGCUGUUAAUCUCAUCCACCACCAUCUUAUUUUCCUACUCUCGGAUCCGUGCAGACGUAUGGAGUGUGUCGCCUUGUUAGAGGGACAUGUCGCAGACAAGCAAGUCAUGAGUCCUCUGCAAAUUGGCUGAUUGGAAGACGAGAUGCCAAAAAUAGGUGGUUAGCGGUUAGUCGACUUCGAGUCGUAAAGUUGACUCGGCGACUAUAUUUGUUCGACCCCUAACUACUAUUGUGUCAUGUAGGCAACUUGGCAUGGUACCUUGAGAAUUGAAUUGUCCUGUCUAGUUUUGUUGGUAUCAUAUCCCUCCAGGAGGCAUCUUCUUGUAGUGCUGCCUGACCCAGCAAACUCAGACAGGUUUAAAUCAGCAAAGCCCAGCUGCACAUGGAUGCCCAAAAAAUGAAAAUAUUGAGAAACAGACACAGAACAGACACAGUAAGAAUAGUUACUUGUCAACAGUGUGGAUUCUGAGUUAUAGAUAUUUCAAUAAGUAAGCCCGAACUAAACAAAACCAGUCAUGGUUAAUGGUGUACCAAAGUCCUGAUGUCAACUGCUAUUGUAUAAAAGUAUGGAUUAUUGAUUCUGAAGCUCAUGGAAUAAAUACCUUUGCAAAUGCUUUCCCACCCUUUAAUUCCUAGAAUGACAAAAGCACCAAAAUUAGCUUGCAUACUCAGCUGCUGAUUACAAAUUAACAUCGCUUCUUAACUUUUAUGUAAUCAUUUUCCUUUUUUCAACACAGUCUCCCUACAGGAAUUUUUGUUGCACCCCACAGAGCACAAGCUUUGGGGCCUAAAAGGUGUUGCGUACCUUGCGCACUGACACCCGACACGCACAUGGAUCCAGUACACCUGUCCUAGCAUUGGCGCUCAUCUUACACACGAAGGAGAAUCGCUUCCUCCAGCGCACACAGUUGGCUUGGACGGGCUCCCUGGAAGGGAAGCAGAUUUAAUAACUGUAGUCUGACUAACCACGGGAAAGGAAAAACAAGUCAUAUUCAUGGUGAAAAAUAGUAUUCAAAUGAAAAUCAUAGUUCUGACUUUAAGUAUACAUGUGGUUAGAGCCAAGAAAAGCUUUGACAGUGUUUACACUCAGUAUAGUUUGUUUGAGCAAACUGUUACCAUAGUGAUGUAUUGACGACUAACGGCUGGCACGAGUUCCAUCUCAGCUCAUUUUUCCGCAGUGACUCAUAUUGGUUGUACGCAACGGAUGAACAGUUUGCUUUUUUUUUUGCAAUGGAAGGAACUAUUAUUAUUUUGGUUAUUGCUGUGCAGUCCUUAAAAUAUCUGUACGUUUAACCUGACUUCAGAACUGUGAGGCAGACAUGGUCACCACUAGGACCCCUGCUGUAUUUAUAUACAGUACAGUACCAUAAAAUAAUAAUAAAGCAAUACUACACAAUGAAUGUUAAACAUCUGUAAACUACCUAACAUUCUAUUGUAAAGUCAGUGACAAAAUUGGUGUCAUGUGACACCAAAUCUUAUGGUUUGGACAUAUUAGUUAAAUAAAUGACCAUAUUAUAAACUUAUUAAUUAGUGUAUAAACUGUUGAUCUAAGCAGUUGUGAGGCAACAAGUAACUUCACUGGGGAAGUUCGAUAAGCAACCUGAAGUACUCCCAUGUACAAUAAGUAAAGUAAGUUUAGAUACUCCCUGGCUUGUACAAUAAGUAAAGUUAAAGUACUCCCAUGUACCCUUGUACAAUAAGUAGUCCGUUAAAGUACUGGACUGUACCCUUGGACAAUAAGUAAAGUACUUCCUUUAAGUAAAGCAAGUUAAAGUAUGUAUCCCUUUCACUAUUUAUGCUUAUGUAUUGCAUGUGGAGUACGUAAAUAAUACUUUUAAAAAACCUACAGUAUCGUUACUUGCACAUAUUGUAGUGUUACAGUGACGUUACUUGGCGAGUGCUGAACUGUUUAGAUGCUAAUUAAUAAAUUCAUACAUUAGUUACUUAUUCAAUUAAUUGGUAAAAACCAUCGUAUUUGGGGUCAUUACAGCAAUUCCGUUCCAAACUUCUUUCCCAUUUAAUGCUCGGAACGUCAGCUAGUUCACACAGUUUGCUAACGACUAAACAUUGACCCUUUCAUUAAAUAUACGUUUCCGUUAAAAUUUAAAAAAAAAUUAAAAAAUUAAAAUUAAAAUCCAAAUAUUUUUGGCUGACGUGAACUAUGAGUGGCCGGCUGCUAAAAAUAGUCCCCCAAACUUACCGAGAAGACUCUUGGACGAAGUUACCGUGUACGAGGCGAACUUUGCAAAACAAAACGCCAUUGACAAAAGGAACUGACGACAGCUCCUCCAAGUCGAAGUCCACUUUAAACUCGAAUCUCUUCUUUUUCAUGAGGAGGAACGACAUGCUGCGUGGAGCGGAAGGCAACGGCGAAGGCGAGCGUUGACAGGCAGCCGGACAGGAUUUUCUCCACCGACUGACUGUUGCUGCUGUCACCCUCAGCUGUUCAAAACGUGUUCAAACUUCUCACGGCAACUUCCGUCUUUCCCACCCGAGUGCUGACUGACACACUCGUGACGUGUCAUGAUUUCAUUGGCUGCAACAUUGACAGGCUUCAUUCAAUUUUCGUCAUUCAAAACCGGGGAGUUCGGACUGCUAUUUAUUUCCAUUUCCGAACAGACCUCGAAGCUCCAUUCUGUCACUGAGAAAAGUAAAAUAAAUAUUAGAUAGAUAGAUAAAUAAAUAAAUAAACUCGAAGUCACAAAACGACUUAAUAUGACAAAACUACUGCAAGAGUUCAACGACAGCCGCACCUACAGUUAGUGAGACUUUUUCCAUUUAUGUAAAUUGCUUAUCAUUGUACAUUACAGAGCAGUAAAAGAAAAGUCUACCUUUGCAAAGGUGUAAAUGUUCAAUAAUGAUUUUUGUAGUUUGCAUGGGUGUAGAACUGUAUUACAACGUCCUGUGGAGUAUUAUAGUAAGUGGUUCUCAAAAUGUUUACACUCAAGGGCCUAAAAAAAAUUCUCUUCAAGUACCACCUUCAUGUAAGCGACUGUAACAUAUGCGCAAUCUAAACAUUAACACACCACUUCAAUAUAUAUAUUUUUAAAAAACUGCACUUCAGUGAAUCAAUUAAAAUUUACUGCACAUAAAGUUAAGAUAAAAUGUACGUACAUCAUUAAAUGUUGAAAAACAUACAGUUCUAAAAGAUUAAAUGCAAAUGUUCUGUAUUGUGCUUCAAAGGUAAAUAUAACUGAACUGUAUACUUAGGAAAUGUACUCCACUUGGAAAAUGAAAACAAUGGAGUUCAAGGAAGUUUGAACGGACUGUAUGAUUGCUUGUAAUGCCUGUUUUAAAUUUUGUAAAUUUUAUUUGGAUUUUUUAUUUAGUGAUUGUUUGGCAUAGCACUAGGCAGAGCUGGCAUAUCACUGGUGGUACUUGUGGAUUUAUUUAAAGGUCAAUUUUUUGUUUUUGAAAAAUAGGGUAAUCUGAAAAGUUACUAAAUCUAGGAACAAAAGUGCUUAAUUGGCAUCAAUGGCGUUUCAGUGACUGUUCCCAAAAAAAAAAAAAUACCAGUCAAAUUCGAAAUGACUGUAGCUAAAUUAGUUGCUACUGCUUUUUGGAAAAGUAGUCGCUCGAUCAAGCAACAGAAAGCGUAUGGGGUGAAAUGGCGCCCCCGAGCGGCCAUGCGCUGCACUACACCCCGAGGAAAGCCUCCAGUGUGUGUUGAAACGACACGUCUGUGCAGAUGGAUGGAGCGAUUAGGCCGAACAUUUCCUGCUUCGUUCGCCCCGUUUAGCACGCACGCUGGGAGCUCGAAGGAAGUUCAGCUUCGGGGCACGAUGCUAGAAUCUUCGCGUCCGCCGAUUGUGAGUGUCGGAACGUUUUGUAUGCUCGCGUCGUUGCUGUUUUUCCGCAGAAAAUGUUGCGAAUAGCGUCGCAGGCGUCGUAGCUCCGCCCUUGUACCACCGCCUCCGCAGUUCCACCUCGGAAAGCCUUGGAGCGUUUGCGUUGGGACUGUACGUAAAAUCAACAAACAGUGUUUAACAGCAUACAUCUGGAGUUUUUUAUUUAAUUUUUUAUUUUAAAGUUAUAACGUCGUGGAUUGCUUCUAACAUGGAUUAAAAAAAAAAAAAAAAAAACGGUCACGCACAAACGUCCGCACCAUGAUUCGGACGGUACCCAGCGGUUUACUCGCCAAAGCUCGGUGCUGGGAUGCCGACAGUGAGAGGUCCUACCAGGAUCUGUUCGAGAGGCUCGAUGCAAAUAAAGACGGCAAGGUGGAUGUGGCCGAACUGCGGGCGGGCUUGAAGGCGAUGGGAGUGUUCCGACAAGGUGCUGCUCAGAAAAUUGUGAUGAGCGGUGACCAGAAUAAGGACGGCAGUCUGGACUUCCACGAGUUUACCAAAUAUUUGAAGGAGCACGAGAAAAAACUGCGCCUGACGUUUAAGAGUCUGGACAGAAACAACGACGGGCGCAUUGAUGCCACUGAGAUCCAGCAGUCCCUUGCAGAACUGGGCUUGGAGAUCAGCAAAGUGGAUGCCCUGAAAAUCCUGCAGAGCAUGGACAUCGACGGUACCAUGAUGGUGGACUGGAACGAGUGGAGGGAACAUUUCCUGUUUCACCCCGCUCACAACCUGCAGGAGAUCAUACGCUACUGGAAACACUCCUCGGUGCUGGAUAUUGGUGACAGCCUCGCCAUCCCUGAUGAGUUCACCGAGGAGGAGAAGAGCUCAGGCGGUUGGUGGAAGCAACUGGUCGCAGGCGCUGCGGCGGGCUCCGUCUCUCGUACCGGUACGGCUCCUCUGGAUAGAUUGAAGGUUUUCAUGCAGGUUCACUCCACUAAAACCAACAAAAUAAGCCUGGCAAGGGGAUUCAAGCAAAUGAUUGUUGAGGGAGGUAUAACUUCACUGUGGAGGGGCAACGGCAUCAAUGUUCUAAAGAUCGCUCCUGAGACAGCCAUUAAAUUCAUGGCAUAUGAGCAGUUUAAGAAGAUGCUUUCAUCAGAAGGUGAAAAGAUCGAGACGCACAAAAGGUUUCUGUCUGGCUCGCUGGCUGGAGCAACUGCACAGACCGCCAUUUACCCCAUGGAGGUAUUAAAGACUAGACUGACACUGCGAAAAACUGGCCAGUAUUCAGGAAUGUUUGAUUGCGGCAAGACAAUCCUGAAGAAAGAGGGUGUCAAGGCCUUCUACAAGGGCUACAUUCCAAACUUAGUCGGCAUUAUUCCCUACGCCGGCAUAGACCUCGCUGUUUAUGAGAGUCUGAAGAACGCGUGGCUAUCGUACCACACCAAAGAUUCAGCUAAUCCUGGAGUUCUUGUGCUGCUGGGAUGCGGGACCAUUUCUAGUACCUGCGGACAGCUGGCCAGCUAUCCCCUCGCGCUCGUACGCACGCGCAUGCAAGCAACAGCGUCCCUGAACGUUUCAGACCAGCCCACCAUGAGUUCCCUUCUAAAGAGUAUUGUGGCCAAAGAUGGCUUUUUUGGACUCUACCGAGGCAUCCUGCCCAACUUUAUGAAAGUCAUUCCGGCCGUCAGCAUCAGCUACGUCGUUUAUGAAUACAUGAAGAUUGGUUUGGGGAUCAGCAAAUAACACGGGAAGCCAACGAGUGUGGACACGCUGUAUUAAGCUGGAUGACCUGAGAUGACUGGCAUGAUGUGGCAUGACUUCCAUCAGUUUACGCUGGACCCCUGUGGUCAGACAGAUGCACUGUAUUGCACUAAGGAUGGUCCGUAAAUGUCUUAAAUAUGAAUUAUUUAUACUUUAAGCAUGCUUCCUUGUCUUCCUGCUACUGAGAAAGACACUCAAAAUGUGCAGGCUGUACUUGACAAUACUUGACUCAAGAGACUGAACUGUACGUGAAUGCAAACAUUAAACUGUGAAAAUACAAAACAAACAGGUCGUCUAAUUUGCCAUAUGUUUACCAAGCUCAAUGCUGGUUAAAUUGAUUGGAAAUUGCUCAUCCCACAUUGGACCUCAAAAUUGGGAAAAAUAAAUCAGGGUUGAUAUUUGUGGUGAAAACAGGCUACAAAAAAUGAGAUGUGUGUUGAUACAGAUUUCUGUGACUGCCUCACAGAAAAUCAAGAGUGUUCUAAAUGUGACAUCACUGUUGGUUUUUCCAAUUCAUUUACUGUACCAGCAUAGUUCAUGCACAAGUGCAUGACUUUAGCAGUGUUGUGCUCAUACAACCUCACAAACUAUAAACCUGCGACAUUUUCAACAAAUUAACCUGUUUUGUUGCUCUAACUCAUGUAAAAGACAAAAUGUACAUUAAAUCUUUUUUGUUGUUGUUGA